This is a messenger RNA of Cynoglossus semilaevis (tongue sole), 5192 nucleotides long. RefSeq names its product solute carrier family 4 member 4a (gene slc4a4a). The record is from RefSeq and is a predicted model, not a curated record. Gene Ontology annotation, biological process: regulation of intracellular pH; monoatomic anion transport; transmembrane transport. NCBI's taxonomy places the organism in Eukaryota, Metazoa, Chordata, Actinopteri, Pleuronectiformes, Cynoglossidae. Gene Ontology annotation, cellular component: plasma membrane; basolateral plasma membrane. Gene Ontology annotation, molecular function: sodium:bicarbonate symporter activity; solute:inorganic anion antiporter activity; monoatomic anion transmembrane transporter activity. The transcript is spliced from 27 exons. The coding region runs from base 194 to 3403 and encodes 1069 amino acids.
AUGACAGUGCUGCUGACGAACCUGGCCGCUCUUUAAAGGGAGACUUUUUUACCUCCACCACAGGACUUGUGACAGGAGCCAAGGAGUCGCGGACAAAGUUACAAGAAACAGCGCUAAAAAAUCAGCAACAACUUCAGUCAUCUGUAGCCGAUCUCUGCCCAGCAGUCAGCGAACAGUAUCAUCACCUGCGGAGAUGAGCAGCAACACGAAGAUGGAGGACGAGGCGGUGCUGGACCGCGGUGCAUCCCUACUGAUACACAAGUGUGACAAGGAUGAAGUUGAGGGUCACCACACCAUUUACAUUGGUGUGCGUGUUCCCAAAACCUCUCGACGUCGGAGGCGUCAACGUCGUAGAUCAAGUCAAAAGGGCAAAAAGGAGAGGUUCAUGGAGAGCGCCUCUGACAAGUGUGACACUGAAAAUGCAGAGGAGGCCAGCACCAGCCUCAUCAGACCUCUGAGUUUGACUGCAGCUGACAGGAUCCGCUUCAUCCUGGGCGAGGACGAUGACGGCCCUACUCCGCCACAACUCUUCACUGAACUGGAUGAGCUGCUGUCAGUGGAUGGAAAGGAGAUGGAGUGGAAGGAGACUGCCAGGUGGAUCAAGUUUGAGGAGAAGGUGGAGAAAGGUGGCGAACGUUGGAGUAAACCUCACGUUGCCACGCUGUCUUUGAGCAGUCUCUUUGAACUGCGGACAUGUAUUGAGAAGGGGACCAUCAUCUUGGACAUGGAGGCCUCCUCUCUUCCUCAGGUUGUUGAGCAAAUCACCGACAACCAGAUCGAGAUUGGUCAGCUGAGAGCCAACCUUAAGAACAAGGUUAUGUACACGUUGCUACGUAAACAUCGCCAUCAAACCAAGAAGUCCAAUCUGCGUUCUCUGGCUGACAUCGGCAAGACGGUCUCCAGUGCAAGUAGGCUGUUUUCCAACCAGGAAAACGAUAGUCCCACUACAACCCACCGUGCAUGCAAAAGCCUGAACGACAUUUCGGACAAACCAGAAAAAGAUCAGCUGAAGAACAAGUUUAUGAAGAAGUUGCCCAGAGACGCCGAGGCCUCCAACGUGUUGGUGGGGGAGGUGGACUUCCUGGACUCUCCAUUUGUGGCAUUUGUUCGGCUGCGGCAAGCUGUGAUGCUGGGAGCUUUGACCGAGGUUCCUGUUCCCACCAGGUUUUUAUUCAUCCUGCUUGGACCCAAAGGUAAAGGCAAGUCUUACCAUGAGAUUGGCAGAGCCAUAGCCACACUGAUGUCAGAUGAGAUCUUCCAUGACAUUGCCUACAAAGCCAAGAACAGACAUGACCUGCUGGCUGGUAUUGAUGAGUUCCUGGAUGAGGUGAUUGUGCUUCCUCCUGGAGAGUGGGACCCUGCCAUCAGAAUUGAACCUCCAAAGUCUCUGCCGUCCUCUGAGAAAAGAAAGAACAUGUAUGCGGGAGGCGAACCUCCGAUCAACGUAGACAUGCCUGAUGAUGAAGGUCACGGUGAAGGAGGAGGACAUACUGUAGGAGACGAGCUGAAGAAGACAGGACGUUUCUGUGGGGGCCUCAUACUUGACAUCAAGAGAAAAACGCCUUUUUUCCUCUCUGACUUCACUGAUGCGAUUCACAUUCAGGCUCUUUCUGCCAUUCUGUUCAUUUACUUGGCAACUGUGACAAACGCUAUCACCUUCGGUGGCCUGCUGGGCGACGCUACAGAAAACAUGCAGGGGGUGUUGGAGAGUUUUCUUGGAACAGCCAUUGCUGGAGGACUCUUCUGUCUGUUUGCUGGUCAACCUCUAACCAUCCUCAGCAGCACCGGUCCAGUUCUGGUGUUUGAACGACUGCUUUUUAAUUUCAGCAGAGAUCACGACUUUGACUACCUGGAGUUCCGGCUGUGGAUUGGUCUGUGGUCGGCGGUUUUCUGCCUGAUUCUGGUGGCCUCUGAUGCCAGCUUCCUGGUUAAGUACUUCACCCGGUUCACAGAGGAAGGCUUCGCUUGUCUCAUCAGUUUCAUCUUCAUCUACGAUGCCUUCAAGAAGAUGUUCAAGCUGGCUCACGAGUACCCCAUCGAUUCUGGAUAUGACAUGGAUUACAUCACGCAGUACGACUGCAAGUGUAUGCCCCCCACUGUUUCUGUGAAUUCUACAGAUGAUCCUAUAGUAAGUCCAUCAGCCUUGGCCUGGAACUCCACUCCAAUAAACUCAUGGUCAUCUCUAUCAAAAACCGAGUGCCUGAUGUACCAAGGGGUGCUGGUGGGUAAGGCCUGUAAUUUUAUCCCAGACAUCACCCUCAUGUCCUACAUGCUCUUCUUUGGCACUUACACCUGCUCCAUGACCCUGAAGAAGUUCAAGACCAGUCCAUUCUUUCCCACUACGGUGAGGAAACUCAUCAGUGACUUUGCCAUCAUUUUGACUAUCCUCAUCUUCUGUGGAGUGGACGUUCUGGUGGGAGUGAACACUCCGAAACUGAUUGUGCCAAGUGAUUUCAAGCCAACGAAUCCAAAGCGAGGCUGGUUCGUGCCCCCUUUCGGAGGAAACCCUUGGUGGGUUUGCCUGGCAUCAGCCCUCCCUGCCCUGCUGGUCACCAUUCUGAUAUUCAUGGACCAACAGAUAACUGCUGUGAUCGUCAACAGAAAGGAGAACAAGCUGAAGAAAGGAGCAGGUUACCACCUGGACCUGUUCUGGGUGGCUGUUCUGAUGGUGAUCUGCUCCUUCACGGGUCUGCCCUGGUAUGUAGCUGCCACCGUCAUAUCUAUUGCUCACAUCGACAGUCUAAAGAUGGAGACGGAAACCUCAGCUCCCGGAGAGCAGCCGAAGUUCCUGGGUGUGAGAGAGCAGAGGAUCACUGGAGUGUUUGUCUUUCUGCUGACAGGACUGUCUGUUUUCAUGGCUCCAAUACUGAAGUUCAUCCCCAUGCCUGUGUUGUACGGAGUCUUCUUAUACAUGGGAGUAGCUUCUCUGAAUGGAGUACAGUUCAUGGAUCGUCUGAAGCUGUUCCUGAUGCCAACUAAACACCAGCCAGACCUGAUUUACCUGCGUCACGUCCCCCUCAGGAAGGUCCACCUCUUCACCUUCAUCCAGAUACUGUGCUUGGCCAUGCUCUGGAUCCUCAAGUCUACUGUGGCAGCCAUCGUUUUCCCUGUCAUGAUCCUUGCUCUGGUAGCGGUCAGAAAGGCCAUGGACUACAUGUUUUCUCAGCAUGACCUCAGCUUCCUGGAUGAUGUCAUACCGGAGAAGGACAAGAAGAAGAAGGAGGAUGAGAAGAAGAAGAAGAGACAAAACGGGAUGGAUAGUGAUGGUGAAGAUUCCGACUACCCUUACAAUGAGAAUGUUCCCAGCAUUAAAAUGGACAUAUUGGAACAGGAGCCUUUCUUAGAUGAUAAGACCUCUGACAGAGACAUUCCCACGACCUCUGAACGACAUACAUCGUGCUAAGAAGUAUAAGUACCAUGUCAACUGCGUUUUCAGCCCUGAGAUGGAGCCACUGAGGUCUGUGCCUGAGAUUAGAAUUGAGAUGUACCCAGACAAUUAAUUGUUCUGGAAGAGCAGAGAAUCAGAAAGGUCUGUGUAGAGCACCAAACCACCAGCAGUACCUGCACUUCUCCACUGACUUGUUCUGAAAUAUUUCUGUUAAACUUCCUAUUUUUUACACACACUGAUCGUGUUAUACUUUAGACUUUAGUCACAGUUUUGCUGGUUUUGCUGAUCACUAGUCAUUGGAGGGGCCUACCUGCUCUUUUUUUUUAUAAAUAUAUAUACCAAUAUCAUUUCUUUAUUCUUCAUUUUUAUACACAUUGAUUUAUUUUAAUAAUUUUACUGUUUACUGUAGCAGGAAAGCUAUGUUCAUAGCUUUACCUCUUGUUUUAGGUUUAAUGCUUAUCGUGAACAACUGCCACAUGUUGAUUAUCGUGGCAGGCGAGAGGAGGGGGGGGGGCUUCUGUAUUUGGGGGUGUUGUGGGUGUUGUUGUCCUUGUUACACAGUUGAUGUCAUCCAAGACACUAUAUUACAGCUUGGGAAUGUGUGCAUUCCUGUAGACAUGUUAUGUUGAUUUACUGUUAAUUAACAUUGCAUAUCUGUAUAUGCAGAUGAUACCUUCGUAAUGCUGUUUUAACUGCUUUAACUUCACUCUAUAAUCCCUCUUCCCCAUGUUCAAUGCAAAUCAACGUAUCCUUGAUCAACGUAAACAUACACAUUUUACUUUGACUGAUGAUUUUAUUACUUUUUUUAUGUUGGUAACAAUUUUAUAUAUUGUUUUUUAUUCUUCUUAUGAUUGUAGUUAAAAUGUCCAUUGAAAUGUUUUAAUCUAAUUUUCCAUUAACUAAAGGUAAAGUCUUUAUUAAAAGGUGAAUCGUUUCUGCUUUAGCUUUUCCCCAAGUCAGUUAUUUAAAAUUAAAUGAGACUGUAAUCCUUGUUUUGCAAGAGAUUUAGAAGAAAAUAUAAGACCCUUGCGGUAACACGUAAGCUUUUUAUUUCAUUAAAUAGCUCGAUAUUGCAAGAUAAAAAUAAAGGGCUUGUUUGCAAACUAAAAUGAUAACACAGAGCGCUUUAAGUCAGAAUCCAAUUAAAUGUUAGAUUAGCUUUAUUUGUUGUAAAUCUGUUGGUUAGUUGUAAACACUGUAUCGUUAUAUUGAAGACAUCAUUUCAGAGAAAACGAGAGUUCAGAGAGUGUUUCGUCCAGUUCUAAUCCCUGUUUGCAAUGUGAAAAAAACAAAAAAAAAUAAGGCCUAAAAAAAAAGAAUACAACUUUUAGAUGUUUAUAAUCCUAGAAAGAAGUUACUUUGAACUUUGAACAAGUACUGCUGUAGUUCUGUGGGUUUGGGAUUUUGCCAUUCACACAGAUGAACCUGGGUUUGUAGCUAUAAGUGAUAACUACUAAUCUACGUCCCACACAAUGUAUGGAUCAUGACUCUCAUAAAACUGAAGGGUGGAAAAAAAGUGAUAACUUGUCUUAAACCAAAACUCUAAUAUGUCUUUUUUGUUUCUUUUAUCAACUGUUCUAAAUAAAUGUCAUGUUAAUGCAACACCACUGCACAGGUCAGCACACAGUUAAAGCAAGUGUGGCACACAGUGUGUCCACUAGGUGGGGUGUUUGAAGUGAGUGAACUCAAAUAUACACAUAAUGUACUGAUUCUUUUUGAUUAUUUUUUUUUAAUUAUUUUUAGAAGAGACGAAAAUAAGGAUUUUAGAAUUAUAUUUUUCAAUGAAAUGUAUGUCAAAAAAAAA